This is a messenger RNA of Phyllopteryx taeniolatus (common seadragon), 2927 nucleotides long. It is a transcript of the gene ccdc78, whose product is annotated as coiled-coil domain containing 78. NCBI's taxonomy places the organism in Eukaryota, Metazoa, Chordata, Actinopteri, Syngnathiformes, Syngnathidae. Gene Ontology annotation, cellular component: cytoplasm. The record is from RefSeq and is a predicted model, not a curated record.
AUGUUGAGUUCAGUCAGUAAGAAGGUCAAAAUGCUGUCUGAUUUUGAGUUGUUAUGCAUUAUGCAGCCCCAAGACAAAAGUGAGCGACUUUCCAUUAAAGUAGACUACUCGGAGAACAGAGUGACCCAUCUGUCCACCUCCAACACAGACCUGUCCAGCAGGCUGGUUCAUAGCGAAGAGGAGACGCCGAAGAUAUUGAGGCAAAAAGGUGAGAUAACAGAACUUGUGACCGAGCGAGAUAACUUACUCAGUCAGCUCCAAUCAGAGAGCAGCGACCAAGAGUAUGCCUUGCUCAAGAAGAACUACUUGGCUCUGGCUGAGGCCCACCACAAAGAGCUUGCCCAAAGCAAGGAACCGAGUGUAGAGCUGCUGGCGUUGGCCCAGGCCCAGGACGCCUUGCGCAGCCAGCUGGCCGAGCCGUACCAGAAGGCUCGGGACACCUCGGACGAAUCUUCACAGUGCGCCGGAUCGAGUGAGGACCCUCAUCGGCAGCUUGUUGCAGAGCCGAGUCAAGGGGAGGUGUCGCUCCUCGGAAACCAAGAGGAGAUGAAAGACAUGCUGGAGGACUUGAAAGUGAGCUAUGAGGAGGAGCAGAGGAUACUCAAGGAGAAGAUUUACUUUUCUCAUGUGGUUGGAACCAAUGUUUGGCCAUCAGUGAGGCGAUGGGAAAAGAGCAGCAUGUCCGAAACAGCCAGCAGAAACCAUCUGAGCAGACGAUGGAGUUCGAAGAGGCUGCAGCUGCAAGUCAAAGAGCUUCACGAGCAAUAUCGCGCAAGGCUGGUGCGCUAUUUAAAGGACAUAACUGAAUAUAUCGGCGGCGUCGGGGGAGACAAAACGCUGUCUGAGGGAAACAAGUUGAGGGUCUUUGUGGACAACAUGUUGCGAGAUGUCUGCGCUUCCUACAGGGCCCGCGAGGAGCAGCUUGCCACCGCCGCUCGGGUUUACAAAAAGGGACUGCAGAGGACCACCAAGACCCAUCACGCCUUAAUAUGCGCAUAUAUGGAUCAGAGGGAGCAGAUUUUGGCCAAACCGGACAAGGGUCUGGAGCCUGGACCCACAGAAACCCAUUUCGACCUUGAGCCCACUCAGCCAAGAGAAGAACUGGACAGGUUUCUCCAGCAAAUUGAGGAGGAUAAGUAAAAAAUGGGAGGCAGGAUGCCAAAACUGGAGGAGAUAUUACAAGAAUCCCGGUCGGUCAUCAGGAAACAGCUGAAGGAGAUAACAGACUCUUUGUUACAGGGAAGCUAUGACAAGGAGCAAAAGUUAAUCACCAGAGCAACAGUUGCAGAAGCACAGGUGUCCCAGUUGCAGGGCUAUAUAGACAAGCAUCUUGACAGGUCAGAAGGUCACACCAUGAUCGUUUAGCAUUCACUUUUUUGAGAAAAUAAUGAGUGACACAUUUUACCUGCAGGUAUAAACAGGAAAUUGCACAUCUCCGUCAGCUGCGUGGUAAAAAGGAGGCUCCGGGCACACAUAACAAUGAUUAAUUCACCAUGUUUUCAUUAAUUCACCAUGUUUUUCCAGAUAGAGUUUUUUUGCAGAAAAAAAGUUAUUAGCACUUAGGUCACUUUCUUUUUUUUUAAGCCAAAAAAAAAAAAUCCUAGUCUUUUGAGCAUAGUGGGGUUUUUUUUUCCAAGAAAAAAGGAUUGAUUUCUUUCCCCUGAAAAAAAUUAAAGUUGCGUGACAUUAAAUCGUUAUAUUUUUAGAAAUAUUUUUCUUUUUUUCCCCAAAAGUUUUCUCCUACAAAUUCAGUGCAUGGUUUGAGGGGGGGAAAAAUCACACUUGAGAGAAGAACAAGGUAAAAUUUCUUCAAGAAAAGUUUUUUUUUUUUUUUUUUUCUCCUGGAAAAGGGCACAUUAUCCUAGGAAAGAAUAUUUUUCCCAAAGAGUAUUUUCUAAGAAGAUAGUUUUUUGGGGGACAAAAAUCUUAAUCUAGAUUUUUUUAUUUUCAAUUAAAAAAAAAAUAAUUUUCUAGGAAUGAGUAGUCUCUCCCUAGAAUAAAGUUGUAUUUUGUUUUAGUUUUUAAAGAAGAAAAAAUUGCGAAAAGUCACUUGUGUGAGAAUAAAUUAAUAUUUUAUGUUGUUCCAGAAAAAGUUUCAUUAUUUUCCAGAAAAGCACAUAUUUUAAAUACAGAUACACACGACGUAGAGUUAAUUCACAGCAUACAUGGUUUAAAUGUAAAAUGCCUAGAAUGGAUUUGGGAAUGGCAUCCCAUUCCACAUUCAUUCAUGUGAUCACUAGGUGGUGUGUUUGCCCCCUCCAUGUGUUCUGAAAUUCCCAGGAAGAAAUCCAGCCUUGAGAAAAAAAUUCCUGGAAUGUUUGUAAAGCUUAUGUCAAUUUCACGAGCUCAGGAGAAGAAAGCGCGGCGACAAUGAGGGGUCACCCUGGUGAGAAUAAUGUCAUUACAUGUUACCCAGACGCGUACACGCCCGUCCGUGAACACUGUCCCCUUCAAUGCGCUGAUGUGAGCUCGGGCUUUUCCCCCCUGAAUGAGCGUUCAUAUUUAUUGCCUCACAUUUGUUAUGCAAGGCCAGCCCUUUCAGUCCCUUUAACCCUUCAUAGGGCACACAUACUUGUCUAACUCCAUAUGAAUAGUGUACUACAGUUUUUAAAUGUUUUAAAAAUGAUCAUCAUUAUGUUAGUAAAAAUACAAAUGUGUUAUUUAGUUUAUCUGUUUAUUUGUCAGGGACCAUGCACAGAAAACAUCCAACUCAAGAUUAGAGACGUUCUGUGCCAGAUUAGUUUUGUAGCUAAUUUCCACCUGCAGCCCCCCUGACAGGUAAGUAAAUUAAAGAAAAAGUUAAGACAAGUUUAAGAAAAAGUAGAAAGUUAAAAGAGAUUAAGAGUGGCAAACCAUAUACACAUACACAUUUCCUUAUUCACACUUACAGUAACAAAGUGCAUUAAUCAUCAAAUGGUAUAAACAAA